GCCCAACUUGAAAAAGACUCGUUUCUUGUUACUAAUAACCUUUCCGAUGAAAUCAACUCCAAAACCGAAGAGCCACCACCAUGGUUUCGCCGUCAGAGAUGACGGAGACGGCACCGGCAAUUAUGACAACGGAAAGCGAAAGGAUAGAGAGUUCGAGGGAACUCGUGGAUAAUGAAGAGGAGGAGAAAAUACGCCGUCAGAAGAAGCUCGAAGAAGCUCUCGAAGCCAAAUCUCUUCGCCGCAUUAUCAGUGCUUACCUCAAUUACCCAGAGGCUUCGGAAGAGGAUUUGAAAAGAUGGGAAAGAUCAUAUCGGAAGCUGUCUCCUGCACACAAGGCAUUGGUACCCCAUUACCCUAUGAAGUUUCAGAGAUUAAGAAGGUGUAUAUCGGCGAAUUCAUAUUUCAUAUUUAAUAUGCUUCAGGCUUUUGAGCCUCCUAUAGACUUGAGUCAGGAACUUGAUGGUUGUGAAGACUCAAAUCUUGACUGCGCUCCACAUGAGAGAUACACUCUAGAUGAAAGGCACGACUCUUCUUGUCAGCCGGCCUUGACCAAUAGUUGUACAUAUAAGGAAGAAAGCAAACACAUUCGUGACCCAAUAACAGGAGUGUCUAUCGAGGAGCUUCAGAGGAAAGAAGCUCAUGAUCAUUCUCCCAAGGAUGACUCUGCAGACACAAGAAUCAACGAUAAGACAUGUGAUUGUCAUGAAGGCCAGUUAAAUCAUGACCAUGGCAGUGUAUCAUUUUCAUCCCAUGAUUGGUUGGAUUCAUCGUUACAGACACAUGUUCCUCUGGUUGAUGUAGAUAAGGUUCGUUGUAUUAUAAGGAAUAUUGUUCGAGACUGGGCAGCAGAGGGUCAGAGAGAACGAGAUCAAUGCUACAAGCCUAUCCUUGAAGAGCUUGAUUCCUUGUUUCCUGACCGUUUGAAGGAGAGCACCCCUCCUGCCUGUUUAGUCCCUGGUGCUGGACUUGGACGUCUGGCCCUUGAAAUUUCUUGUCUAGGUUUCAUAAGCCAAGGAAAUGAAUUUUCAUACUACAUGAUGAUAUGCUCAAGUUUUAUUCUGAAUUAUACACAAGUCCCUGGUGAGUGGACAAUAUACCCCUGGAUACACAGCAACUGCAAUUCGCUCUCGGACAAUGAUCAGCUACGCCCUAUUGCGAUUCCUGAUAUUCAUCCUGCAAGUGCAGGAAUAACAGAAGGUUUCUCUAUGUGUGGUGGUGAUUUUGUUGAAGUAUACAAUGAAUCAAGUCAUGCAGGAAUGUGGGAUGCAGUUGUUACUUGCUUUUUCAUCGACACUGCUCAUAAUGUCAUCGAGUACAUUCAAACCAUAUCCAAGAUCCUAAAAGAUGGAGGAGUUUGGAUAAAUUUAGGACCUCUGUUGUAUCAUUUUGCGGACACAUAUGGCCAUGAAAAUGAAAUGUCUAUCGAGCUAAGUUUGGAGGAUGUAAAGAGGGUUGCUUCACAUUUUGGGUUUGUGAUCGAGAAAGAAAGAACAAUUGAAACAACUUACACUACAAAUCCCCGGGCUAUGAUGCAGAACCGAUACUAUACUGCCUUCUGGACAAUGAGGAAGAAAUGUGCUAUAACAACAACUUAAGCAAAUUACUCCUGGACUCUUUAUUUGUGUCUGGAUUUCUUUUGUUUUUCUUUGAUGAAUAAAUUAUGAUCUUAUAACAGAAGCGUCGAAACUAUUAAACUAGUUGCUUCCAUAUCAAAACAACGUAUUCAUGACUUCGUUUUAUUAUGGAAAAAUAAGAAACAGAACAAGUAUUUCUUUACAUAUGAAAUUUUUUGAGUAACGAAAACAUAAGCUAUACAGUUUCUUGGAUAAGGGUAGUUUCGUUAUUUAAGAAUAACAAAUUACUAUGGAUUUGGUGGCUUAAUUUAAAGCCCAGGAGUGUAAAAAUUGUAAUCUCACCGACUCUUAUUAAUUUAAUCACAAAAUAAAAUCAAUUUCCUAUGAAGAAAAGGAAAACCUGAAUUGUUGCUAUAUAAUAACCAACCCUAGCUUCUAUAUUUUCCAAUUCUCAUCUAUACCUUCGUUCCUUGACUACAAAGCUAACCUUUUUCUGGUGGAACAAAUUUCGAGACGACGUCUAUCGGAUGUGCACAAAGAGUACGGUACUAACGAAGACAAAAGCUUUAAACUGUUGUAUCCGCCCGUCAUGUCGUUAGAGUACGAGACUAAGAAAGACAAAUCGAAAAAGGAGGAACCUAGGGUUUACUCAGGGCGGGUUAAUAUGCAGGAGUUGACAGAGGACGUGACAAGAAUCAUACAUGAAAAUGCCAUGAAGAUUCGUGACGAUGGUGUGCCUGUGAAUUUGGUGGACCUCGGAUGAAUAAGCAUGCGCUUGAGUUGAGGAAGUGGAAGAUGAGGGGAAACUGGAAUUAUGUCUUUGUUAAAGGUUGGAACGAUGUGCUUGAUGC
This is a messenger RNA of Arabidopsis thaliana (thale cress), 2425 nucleotides long. Its product is annotated as S-adenosyl-L-methionine-dependent methyltransferases superfamily protein. Gene Ontology annotation, molecular function: S-adenosylmethionine-dependent methyltransferase activity; carnosine N-methyltransferase activity. NCBI's taxonomy places the organism in Eukaryota, Viridiplantae, Streptophyta, Magnoliopsida, Brassicales, Brassicaceae. The transcript is spliced from 18 exons. The coding region runs from base 81 to 1595 and encodes 504 amino acids. The record is from RefSeq and is marked reviewed.